UGAAGUUACAUUCUUCAAACUUUUUACAUUUUGCAAACUGUUGACAGCUUUGACAUCUUCGCCUCGGAUUGAAACCCCCACAUAGGCCUACUGAUCUGUUAUUCACAUCUUACUUACUCAUGUUUCCCCUCCAUGUCAUCGCCAGUAAAACCAGUAACAAAAGCAUCCCUGCCUUUCAAAACGUGGGUCUCAUGCAAAAGCAGAAAUCAUUUACAUUCUAUUGUACUGUUGUUUUGUACAGAACAUCAUAGGAUGUGGGAAAAUGUUGCAUCAAUUUGCACCUGUGACCUGCAGAUGCACAUCUACAUCCUGUGAUUUGCUAUAAGUCUGCCACACAUUUCUUGUAAAUCACUCUGCUCUACAGUGUGCUGUUAAUCCCUCCCUCUAUUGGACAACUGGUUGUCAACUGAAUGCUUUUUGUUGUUAAUAUAUGCACAAACUGUCUCUUCAGAAGAUUUAAAAUCCAUGCCCCUUGAAACUCAUUGGCUGAAUUGAAAUAUGACCUAGGGAAACAAUGUCAUCAUUACAUUGCUAUUCGUAUAAAAGCUGAUGGGUAGAGACAAGAUUUGAACUUGAAUCCAGAUUUCAAUAAUCUCGUAGACCAGGAUUUACAGUAUCUUCACCGUGGGAUGGCUUCCAAUAGCUGGAAAAACAAAGUUAUUUUGAAUGUGCUUUCCUAUCUUGACUACAAGACAGGAAAAUUCAUCAUUGUAGGAAGCAAGAGAGUCGGCAGUUUGUACAGAGUUAUACAAUUAUCCAUCAUUGGAUACGUUGUUGGGUAUGUAUUCCUGAGCAAGAAGUCCUACCAGACCAAAGAGGAAUCUAUCCAGAGUGCUGUGAUGACCAAACUGAAGGGAGUGGCAGUCACCAACACAUCAGAGUCCGGACGGAUGGUGUGGGGACCUGUGGACUAUGUCAUUCCACCUCAGGGGGAAGCAGUUUUUUUCAUUGUUACCAAUUUUAUAGAGACCCCAAACCAGAAGUUGGGCAACUGUGCUGAGAGCCCCAAUGUGCCAGAUGGCCACUGUAAGGGAGACGAAGACUGUGCAGAGGGAGAGUUGGUGGUAGCUGGCCAUGGAGUUAGGACAGGCCGCUGCUUGAGAGACAAUGGGAAAUCCAAUGGUACAUGUGAGAUAUAUAGCUGGUGCCCCGUUGAGAGAAGAUGCCAACCACAGGAUAGACAUAAACACAAGAAUAUGUUAAGAGAAGCUGAAAACUUCACCAUCUACAUAAAAAAUGUCAUCCGAUUUCCCAAAUUCAGUUUCUCAAAGGCCAACGUUCAGGACACGGCUGAUAAAUUCCAUCUGAAGAAAUGUCGCUACGAUGAGGCUCUUGAACCCUACUGCCCCAUAUUCCGUCUGGGAGACAUUGUUAACCAGACUGGACACAGCUUUCAGGACAUGGUUUUGAAGGGUGGUUUAAUUGGAAUUCUGAUUGGGUGGGAGUGUGACCUUGACAGAGAUCCCUCAGAGUGUCGGCCACGGUACAACUUUACUCGCAUUGACGUUAAUGUGUCCAGAGAGUCCUCAGGAUUCAACUUCAGGCAUGCUCGCUAUUUUAAAACUGAGUCUGGAGAAAGCUACCGAACACAUUUCAAAGUGUUUGGUAUACGCAUCAACAUUAUGGUGCAUGGGAAGGCUGGAAAGUUCUGUAUCAUCCCCACCAUUAUCCAUAUAGGCUCAGGACUAGCUUGUAUUGGUGGUGGGGCCUGGUUCUGUGACUGGAUUCUUCUCUACCUGAUGAAAAAUAGGGAGUUCUAUAAGGACUGGAAGUUUGAAAAUGUGAAGAACAGUACUACAGAGGAUAUAAAACAAACCCCAGAAGAGCAGCAGCUCACUGACCCAUCGCCUGAGGAUUAACACCAUGGCAGCAGCUCACUGACCCAUCGCCUGAGGUUUAACACCCAUGGCAGCAGCUCACUGACCCAUCACCUGAGGUUUAACACCAUGGCAGCCGCUCACUGACCUAUCACCUGAUGUUUAACACAAUGGCAGCAGCUCACUGACCUAUCACCUGAGGUUUAGCACCAUGACAGCCGCUCACUGACCUAUCACCUGAGGUUUAACACCAUGGCAGCAGCUCACUGACCCAUCACCUGAGGUUUAACACCAUGCCAGCAGCUCACUGACCUAUCACCUGAGGUUUAACACCAUGGCAGCAGCUCACUGACCUAUCACCUGAGGUUUAACACCAUGGCAGCAGCUCACUGACCUAUCACCUGAGGUUUAACACCAUGCCAGCAGCUCACUGACCUAUCACCUGAGGUUUAACACCAUGCCAGCAGCUCUCUGACCCAUCACCUGAGGUUUAACACCAUGGCAGCAGCUCACUGACCUAUCACCUGAGGUUUAACACCAUGCCAGCAGCUCUCUGACCUAUCACCUGAGGUUUAACACCAUGGCAGCAGCUCACUGACCUAUCACCUGAGGUUUAACACCAUGCCAGCAGCUCUCUGACCCAUCACCUGAGGUUUAACACCAUGGCAGCAGCUCACUGACCUAUCACCUGAGGUUUAACACCAUGGCAGCAGCUCUCUGACCCAUCACCUGAGGUUUAACACCAUGGCAGCAGCUCUCUGACCCAUCACCUGAGGUUUAACACCAUGGCAGCAGCUUACUGACCUAUCACUUAUGGUUUAAUCAUGGCAUCAGCUCACUUAGCCUUGCCUAGUUAAAUAAUGGUUAAAUCCAAAAACAAAAGAAGCCAAAGUAAAAGACAUGCCUUAGCGGGAUGCCACACAUUCUGGUCAUGAGGAGAAAGAGAAAAACUGUCGGGGAGGUUCUCUUCUUCACUGUUCAACUAAUCCACACUCUUUUAGGAUCCAGGUAGAAGCCUUUUUGGUUCCAGGCAGAACCCUUUUGGGUGCCAUGUAGAACAAAAAAUGGUUCUUCAAAGGGUUCUCCUAUGGGGACAGGUGAAGAACCCUUUUAGGUUCUAGAUAGCACCUUUUUUUCUAAGAGUGCAGUAAAUGUGGAGGAGGAGUUAAGAUGGAGUGUUGCCUUGUUGAUAUUCCAGAUUGAAACAAAUUUAAAGAGCAAGCAAGCACGUGCCAUAGCUAGCUACUAGACAGAUAUUAGCUAGCGUUAUCUAGAGAUAAUGGAAUCUCUGACAAAGUUGACAUCAACAAAAUUGGUAUGUGGUGUCUGUCGACUUUGUGGCAAGAGCUUAAUCUCGAGGAAAGACAAGCACUCUCUAUAGCACAGGAGGUUGGUGGCACCUUAAUUGGGGAGGACACGCUCAUUGUAAUGGCUGGAGCAGAAUCAGUGGAACAGUCUAGAAAAAUAUUUAAAAAAUAUUUGACCUUUAUUUAACUAGGCAAGUCAGUUAAGAACAAAUUCUUAUUUUCAAUGAUGGCCUAGGAACAGUGGGUUAACUGCCUUGUUCAGGGGCAGAACGACAGAUUUGUACCUUGUCAGCUCGGGAUUCAAUCUUGCAACCUCUUGCAAAGUACAUCAAACACAUGGUUUGAUGCCAUUCCAUUUGCUCUGUUCCAGCCAUUAUUAUGACUUGUCCUCCCCUCACCAGCUUCCACUGAUCUAUAGGCAUCUGCUAUAUGUUUCACCGGGACUGUAAACAGCGAGGCGCACGUCCAAAAGUGGGCCGUAUCUCCUUAAAACCGGAUGUUUCUGGGUUCCUUCGACCUCGCUGAAAGUGCCAACUCCUUAUGGAAUUAAACUUGACCUCAUACGUGACAGCAUAUAGGCUUCCUCUGUAGAACUAUUCUUGUGUUAUUUGCUGAUGGAUAGUUUGUUUUACCAUUGUUUGUUUUAUCACUGAAUAUUGUGUGAUUUAGCAUACAUAGUUUGCAAUUUUUUGUAUAAUCUACAGUUUACAUCUACAGUUAAUCUAUGUUUUACUUUUGCCCUACUUUCAAGUUUCAACUGAAGUCUUCAUGGCCAUGUAUGAUUUUAUUUAAUUUCAAAAUUGUUAAUUUGUUGUUUGAAUAUUUCAUAAUUUUUUACUAAUAAAAAUAUUUGUUUAAUUUAA
Messenger RNA from Salvelinus fontinalis (brook trout), 3987 nucleotides. Its product is annotated as P2X purinoceptor 5-like. The coding region runs from base 630 to 1859 and encodes 409 amino acids. Gene Ontology annotation, cellular component: nuclear inner membrane; plasma membrane. The record is from RefSeq and is a predicted model, not a curated record. Gene Ontology annotation, molecular function: purinergic nucleotide receptor activity; ATP binding; extracellularly ATP-gated monoatomic cation channel activity. Lineage: Eukaryota; Metazoa; Chordata; Actinopteri; Salmoniformes; Salmonidae. The transcript has 13 exons. Gene Ontology annotation, biological process: monoatomic cation transmembrane transport; response to ATP.